CCAGGCGCCAGCCGGUGCCUUGAUAUGGCAGUGCUGGUAAUUACAGCAGAAAACAGAGGCGAGAAGUGAGAAUAGAGAAGGGUGGUGAAAAAUAGCCAGCUGUUGAAUUUUGGGGGGCAAAGGCAAAUCUCAAACACCCAGGACUCGGGCGGGGUGUGUGUGCGGAUUCUUUUUCUUUCGUAUUUGGACGUAAGAAAGAGGGAGGACCUCUCAGAAGUCAGAACCUUUGGUUUGAGACAGAGAUAUGGCAAAGAAUGUGGGAAUCCUCGCCGUUGACAUUUACUUUCCUCCCACCUGUGUUCAACAGGAAGCACUGGAGGAACAUGAUGGUGCAAGCAAAGGGAAAUAUACUAUUGGACUUGGGCAAGAUUGCAUGGUUUUUUGUACUGAAGUAGAAGAUGUCAUUUCAAUGAGUUUGACGGUAGUUUCUUCUCUUCUUGAGAAGUAUCAAAUCGAUCCUAAAAGCAUUGGUCGUUUGGAAGUUGGUAGUGAAACUGUGAUAGACAAAAGCAAAUCCAUCAAGACAUUCCUCAUGCAGAUCUUUGAGAAACAUGGAAACACUGAUAUUGAGGGUGUUGAUUCAACUAAUGCUUGCUAUGGAGGAACUGCUGCUUUGUUCAAUUGUGUCAACUGGGUGGAGAGCAGCUCAUGGGAUGGACGCUAUGGAUUGGUCGUUUGCACCGACAGUGCUGUCUAUGCUGAAGGACCUGCUCGGCCUACUGGUGGAGCUGCUGCUAUUGCCAUGCUAAUCGGUCCUGAUGCUCCCAUUGCUUUCGAAAGCAAAUUGAGGGCAAGUCAUAUGUCACAUGUGUAUGAUUUUUACAAGCCUAAUCUUGCAAGUGAAUAUCCGGUAGUUGAUGGGAAACUUUCUCAAACAUGUUAUCUUAUGGCUCUUGAUUCUUGCUAUAAUCAGCUCAGCAAAAAACACGAGAAACUUCAGGGAAAACAAUUUUCUAUUUCUAAUGCUGAUUAUUUUGUAUUUCACUCUCCCUACAACAAGCUUGUACAGAAAAGUUUUGCUCGUUUGGUAUUCAACGACAUCUUGAAGAAUCCCAGCUUGAUGGGUGAAACGGCUAAAGAAAGGCUUGCACCAUUUACAACACUAUCUACUGGAGAAAGCUAUCAAAGUCGGGAUCUAGAGAAGGUAUCCCAGCAGGUUGCGAAACCUCUGUAUGAUGAAAAGGUGCAACCAAGCACUUUGAUACCGAAACAAAUUGGCAACACAUACACUGCAUCGCUCUAUGCAGCCUUUAUUUCGCUUCUUCACAACAAAAAUAGCACACUGGCCAGUAAGAGGGUGAUAUUAUUCUCAUAUGGAAGUGGCUUGACUUGUACAAUGUUCUCUUUACAAAUAAAUGAAGGUCAACAUCCAUUUAGCUUGUCAAACAUUGCUAAAGUGUUGGACAUUGCUGCAAAACUGAAGUCAAGGCAUGAGUUCCCUCCAGCUAAAUUUGUCGAAACUUUGAAGUUAAUGGAGCAUAGGUAUGGUGGCAAAGAGUUUGUAACAAGUAAGGACACUAGCCUUCUAUCUCCUGGAACUUACUAUCUCACUGAAGUAGACUCCAUGUAUCGAAGAUUCUACGAACAGAAAUUUAGUAAAACUGCAGAAUAUGGUGCGGUUGCCAAUGGUCAUUGAUGUUAUCAGUCAUAUAGAAGACAAAACAAUGUUGAAUGCCUGCAAAAUUGGGAAUCGCUUAACAUUUAGAGUUUGUGUCCUUAGUUUGCAUUAAUUUUUGUAUGGCAUUACCUAGUGCUAAUGUUGUUUGUUCAAAUAUGUUUUACCAUGUGUUUACUUUAGAAUCCGAAUAAUUUCACAGGAGAAGGAUCUUAAAAAAUUCAGCUGCACACGUUCCAUGUUGUGUUUGUUCAACUUUGUAAUUUUAUACUUUAUAUUUGCUUAAAAUGAGGCAUAUGCUACUGUGAAUGUUUACAUCCGUGGCAAUAUUAUCUCUUGAAAGCGUAAGUAGUACAAGAGUGAAAGUUAUCAAUGACAAUGAGCAUAUUUUAGUAUUCACAGUCCGAAUAGUCAUUUGUCACUAAGG
Arachis stenosperma is the source of this 2042-nucleotide messenger RNA. RefSeq names its product hydroxymethylglutaryl-CoA synthase-like. Gene Ontology annotation, biological process: acetyl-CoA metabolic process. Lineage: Eukaryota; Viridiplantae; Streptophyta; Magnoliopsida; Fabales; Fabaceae. Gene Ontology annotation, molecular function: hydroxymethylglutaryl-CoA synthase activity. Bases 245 to 1636 code for a protein of 463 amino acids. The transcript has 13 exons. The record is from RefSeq and is a predicted model, not a curated record.